AUGGUUCUCGCAGCACAUCCCGAUCCCGCAACACCUGUGUUAUCGCACUUUUCACUUGAGGGAAAAUCUGCGUUCGUGACGGGUGCAUCGCGAGGAAUUGGCCUGGCCGUGGCCCGUGGCCUUUUGGAAGCCGGGGCAUCGGUCGCCAUCACCUACUCCACGACCCCAGACUCCGAGGUCUCAGACCUCGUCUCCUCCCUGUCAUCCGACAACCCCGGACGCGUGGUCAGGGCCUACCAGUGCAACGUGACGGACCGUGCCGCUGUGAAUGAUGCGGUUCGCAAGGCCGCCGCCGACAUUGGCGGUGGCAGUCUAGAUAUCGUCGUUGCCAAUGCCGGAAUCGGCGACCAUGUGGCUGCUGAGGAUUACCCCGAGGAUCGGUUCCUCAAUAUGCUCGACGUCAACUUCAAUGGCGCAUUCUGGACCGCACAGGCGGCUGCCAACAUCAUGAAGGGGUCAAAGACGAGGGGCAGCAUCAUCUUCACAGCCAGCGUCAGCGCUAUCCUCGUGAAUGUUCCCCAGAAGCAAUCUGCCUAUAACGCGAGUAAGGCGGCUGUCGUCCACCUCGCCAAGAGUCUGGCCGUGGAGUGGGCAGACUUUGCCAGGGUCAAUUGCGUGUCUCCUGGAUACAUCGCUACCGACAUGUUGGAUGUCCAUCCGAAGGAGUGGAAGGACAAGUGGUUCUCCAUGAUUCCUGGACAGAGGCUUUGCGAGCCCGAGGAACUCAAGGGCUCCUACGUCUUUUUGGCCAGCGAUGCCAGCAGUUACAUGAUGGGUAAGGAAAUCCCUCGCCGUGAUCGUUCCACCAGCUGA
Molecule: messenger RNA, 813 nt
Organism: Geosmithia morbida
Lineage: Eukaryota; Fungi; Ascomycota; Sordariomycetes; Hypocreales; Bionectriaceae
Product: sorbose reductase
Exons: 2
Coding region: 1-813 (270 amino acids)
Cellular component (GO): intracellular anatomical structure
Molecular function (GO): oxidoreductase activity, acting on NAD(P)H, oxygen as acceptor
Source: RefSeq, a predicted model, not a curated record